AAACUCUUUUCUGCAUCCCUAUAACAUACGCGCAGCGUGGCUGAAUAGAAAUUUUGCGGAUUUUUCCUUUGCAAAUAUUUGCCACCCAAAAUAACGAUGUCCGCCCUCAAUCUAACCGUACGCGUGCACCCAGUGGUGCUCUUCCAGGUGGUAGACGCCUUCGAGCGCAGGAACGCGGACUCACAUCGCGUUAUCGGUACACUGCUUGGCUCUGUCGACAAGGGAGUGGUGGAGGUGACCAACUGCUUCUGUGUGCCGCACAAGGAACAUGACGACCAGGUGGAGGCGGAACUGAGCUAUGCUCUGGACAUGUACGACCUCAACCGCAAGGUGAACUCCAACGAGAGCGUGGUGGGCUGGUGGGCUACCGGAAACGACGUUACCAACCACAGCUCGGUAAUCCAUGAGUACUACGCCCGCGAAUGUAACAACCCGGUGCAUCUUACCGUGGAUACUUCGCUUCAGGGUGGCCGAAUGGGCCUGCGCGCUUACGUCUGCAUCCAGCUGGGAGUGCCUGGAGGUAAGACCGGCUGCAUGUUCACACCCAUUCCCGUAGAGCUGACUAGCUACGAGCCGGAGACGUUCGGGCUCAAGUUGCUCCAAAAGACCGUGGGCGUAUCGCCAGCCCACCGGCCCAAGACCGUGCCGCCCAUGUUGGACCUGGCCCAGAUCUCGGAGGCUUCCACAAAGCUCCAGUCCCUGCUGGACCUGAUCCUCAAGUACGUCGACGAUGUUAUCGCCCACAAGGUGACGCCGGACAACGCCGUCGGUCGCCAGCUGCUCGACCUUAUCCACUCCGUGCCGCACAUGACACACGAACAGUUCACCCAGAUGUUCAAUGCCAAUGUACGCAACCUCCUGCUGGUCAUCACGCUUUCCCAGCUUAUCAAAACCCAGCUGCAGCUUAACGAGAAACUUACCUUCCUGCCCACCGCCUAGAGGAGUGGAUGCAGUAGUUGUGGGGAUAUCUACUAACGGCAAAAUUGUAAAUGCAGAUUGUAUUGGAUUGUGUUUUCUAUCAACGGGUCUGGGUAAUAAAGUACUCUGAUCUAACAAAACAAAA
Messenger RNA from Drosophila eugracilis, 1063 nucleotides. RefSeq names its product eukaryotic translation initiation factor 3 subunit F-1 (gene eIF3f1). Lineage: Eukaryota; Metazoa; Arthropoda; Insecta; Diptera; Drosophilidae. Gene Ontology annotation, cellular component: eukaryotic translation initiation factor 3 complex, eIF3m. Gene Ontology annotation, biological process: translational initiation. Gene Ontology annotation, molecular function: translation initiation factor binding; translation initiation factor activity; metallopeptidase activity. The transcript has a single exon. The record is from RefSeq and is a predicted model, not a curated record. The coding region runs from base 97 to 939 and encodes 280 amino acids.